CCGUCAGGACUAGCAUUGGAUUCGAUCCAAAGGAUCAUCGUGUCCAGUUUGGAGAAGAACAUGAUACACAUUCUAACCGACCAGAAAAAGACUGCCAUCAAUUUCGGAUCCAAAGGAUCGGGACCAAACCAUUUCAUGCAUCCGUAUUAUGUCGCUGUAAAUAGCCAUGAUGACGUAGUUGUUUCCGAUUCGGGGAAUCAUCGGGUCAAAGUUCACGGAAUAAACGGCCAAUUGAAAUUAAUGAUCGGAUCUCAAGGUCACAAGGAAAGUCAGUUUUUCUACCCAAUGGGUGUUUGCGUGGAUAAAUGGGAUAAUAUAUACGUCGCCGACUCUAAUAACUACCGCAUCCAAGUAUUCAGUCCAGAGGGACAGUUCCUUGCG
Molecule: messenger RNA, 381 nt
Organism: Lottia gigantea (owl limpet)
Lineage: Eukaryota; Metazoa; Mollusca; Gastropoda; Lottiidae
Exons: 1
Biological process (GO): protein polyubiquitination; proteasome-mediated ubiquitin-dependent protein catabolic process; negative regulation of translation
Molecular function (GO): protein binding; translation repressor activity; ubiquitin protein ligase activity
Source: RefSeq, a predicted model, not a curated record